Molecule: messenger RNA, 3541 nt
Organism: Thalassophryne amazonica
Lineage: Eukaryota; Metazoa; Chordata; Actinopteri; Batrachoidiformes; Batrachoididae
Gene: tmem229b
Product: transmembrane protein 229B
Exons: 2
Coding region: 257-835 (192 amino acids)
Source: RefSeq, a predicted model, not a curated record
UCGUGUUCGUUCGGGGGGGGGGGGCGGUGCUGUCGGUUCGGACACUUGGUUGCGAAAUGGUUAAAGCGAGCGUGCGCGUGUGUGAGCAUGUGCUGCAGUUUGCGCUCCGGCCGGCGGAGAGGCGGCGGAGGAGAAGCCGGUGAGAGAGAAGCAGCAGGCGGCCGCAGACAGCGCGGAACCUCCGGGCUGCAUCCCGCCGGAGCCCGAAGCUGAAGGCCUACGUCUCAUGAGCUGAAACAGGAAGCUCAACACAAGGAUGGUGACCUUGGCAACCCUAGAGGCUCCUGUGCCUCUAACGCCGCUCUCACGGUGGUACCUGUAUGCCAUUCAUGGCUACUUCUGCGAGGUCAUGUUCACUGCUGCCUGGGAGUUCGUGGUCAACUGCAACUGGAAAUUCCCUGGUGUGACCAGCGUGUGGGCGCUCUUCAUCUAUGGUACCUGCAUUCUCAUUGUAGAGCAGAUGUAUCUGAAGCUGCGCGACCGCUGCCCGGUACUGCUGCGCUGCAUCAUCUACACGCUAUGGACGUACCUGUGGGAAUUUGGCACCGGGCUGUUGCUGCGCCAGUUCAACGCCUGCCCCUGGGACUACUCCGAGUUCCGCUACAACUUCAUGGGCCUCAUCACGGCUGAGUACGCUGUGCCCUGGUUCUGCGCCUCUUUCAUUGUAGAGCGCCUGGUCAUCCGCAAAACACUACGGCUGCGCUUCCACGAGGGGCCUGAAGAUGGUUGGAAGGGCGGCAGCGGCAGAGGAGGAUCAGGAAGAACAGGGGGUGGGAGAAGAGAAAGGGGCAGAGGGAUGGCAACUAAUGCCAACGGCUACCUUAAAGGAGAAUGAGUGUAUCCUGGAACGACGGGUAGGCAAUCUGAACCCUGCUCAGAUGCCUUUCUAACAGUGACACAGCCUGGGCUGGUGCGCAGCCGUGGGGACUGCUGUCAACAGCCAGACAACUAAGGCUGAACAGGGCUCCAAUCACUCACCGUCCUCAACUGUCAACGGAUAAGGGACGCAAUAACUGUGCAUCUUCUAAUACUCCCACCCAUUCCACGUGGAGGUGACCUUAGGGAGAUCAGAAAUGGUUUUAGGGAGCUUUGAUCACCCAGGAUUGUACUUUUAUCUUGAUUUUCUCAUCUACUAAAAAUUGUGGAAUGAAAGCGUGCUGCUGACUGAGUAGUUUAAAGAAACGAUUCCAAAACAAGAUUACCAGAAUGGUUGCUUUAAGGAUGACAUAAAAAACCAGACCUGCAGGAGUCCUUUUAAAUUUUUUACACAUGCUCAUUACGUAUUAAUCAAAGUGCUGUAGUAAAGUAGCUGCAAAAUGCUGAUUAGAUGCAUAAUGUGUCCACCCUGGAGCCAUGCGCCACCUUCCAUCACAAAGAAUGUUCUGCUACUGCCUGAAAAUACUGCAUUGAAACGAAACUGUCUUCCAAACUAAUACACUUCUACUUUUCAUUCAGCAGUCACUUCGAGUGGUCGGGCCCCUUGUCCAAUAAUAAUGCCCAGUUCCCAAUCUGUCCCUAUAAACAGCAUGCAAAGUGUCCUUGAGCUAGGCGCUAAAGCCCAAACAGCUCCAUUUCAGCAGGUCGCGGCCUUGUAUGACAGCUUAGCAACUCUGCCGCCAUCACUGUAGGAACAUGCAUGUGUGAACAUGAAUGACCCGCGUUGCACCGCUCUCUGGAUAACGACACUAAAUGAAGGAAGUCUGUUUAGCUUUAUGGUAAGAAUCAUCAGGACAGAUGAUCAAACCUCAUUUUCAUGGCUCGCUGUCUGCAUGUCUGUGUUUGUGUGCUUUAAAGUCAGCAUUUCACUUGCACGUCUUAAACCUGUCAGGGUCAGUUAAACCUCACAGUUAGUUGAUGGUUGAAGAUAUCUUGAAAUUUUGUGCUUGGACUUUAGACUUUGAUAUGUUUCAUUGCUCAUUCAUGUGGCUUCUUCAGGCUAAAUUAUAUUAACAUGGCAGGCUCAUUUAUCCCCUACAGUUUGAGAAAACCAAAACCGAGAACAUGCGUUGAUGUUGCAGUGGAGAGUUGAUGAGGUCAUUGGCUGUGCUUCCAUUGAUUAUCAUGUGAUGUACCCUUCAUUUUCCUGGGGAGGGUAAGUGGCAUUUUCAGAAAGAUGGUGGCUAAAAGCAAGUUUUUAUUUCUGCAUAAUUUUUUUUACUCCUUUGUUUAAACUUCUGCCACCUUCUCUCUGAUAUACAGGAUAGGAGUUGGAUUCUGAUUAUAUAAACUGGCUUCCAUUCCAGGCGCGUGCUUUAGGCCAUCAGGUUUUGUCGUUGGACACAACAGUUUGUCUGCAUUAGCAAAGUACACCCAACUGUAAAUGGUAUGGGCCUUAGCUGGGGCUUAGCUGUGAUGCACCGGUGCCCUGUUGAGGGGACGUUGUAGACUACUUCACAGUAUAGUAUCUAACAGACCUUAGUUGAUCUGUGACCUGUACAGACCACCUCCAUUGGUUCGACAGUUGAAAGGAGCAUGUUAAAAGCAGACUUCCUCUGCCACCUUGCACUGUGUUAGACUCUAGGCAGUCUGGUGCAGGCUUGAUGCACUUUGCGAUCCAAGCAGUGAAAUAAUUACUGCAAAAUAUCAGGAGCUGAGGAUGGAGUGUGUGCGCUGUGUUUUCCCCAUGUUGUAAGGUCACUGAGUAUGGAAAAACAUGCAAAAAGCAAAACUUUUUACAGGUGGUGCACCCCUCAGAAAGCAAUGUUGUGUUUAUUGCCCCUCCACCCCCCACAUUUUUUAUCUGAAAAAUUAUUUGAUCUUUGACUAAAACUGUGGAUUCAAGCUGUGAGUUUUGUGAUCUCUUACUCCCCUAGUAUCUAGGGAUAAGCACAGGCCUCUGGGCCUGUUUGUUACUUACUUCUUACUGUUGAAUAUCUGUGUGGCCAUCGGUAGACGAGAGCAUUUUGGAACUGACAUGCAGCCCUCCCAACUCUCAGUAGCAAAUUGUUUCUGCUGCAUAUUACUAUAAUAGAUGCUGAUUGACUGUGAAGUGGUGAGCCUGGUUGGAACCAGAAGGUUAUAGGAUUGAUGCCCCUAUAAGCAUAGAAAGAUGAAAGAACAGAACAUGUCACUGUCAUGGUUGUAGCAAAAUGUCCCUAUGCAUAGAUCCAUAAUUUAAGGCAGGUAAAAGCAGGUUUAUCGGUGCAAUUUAUACAGCAGAGGACAGCCUUUUUCAUUCUAAGAGGCAGCAAGCAGGUUGUCCAAACUACAAGCAGUAGGCCAGUACACAGAUUUAUCACAUCAGGCAAACAAAUCCAAGACAGCAGGCAACUCAGGAACCUUCAGUUGACGGCCUAUGUUUGUUAACAGACAGGCAAAAAUGUUAGAAAACACUGUUAAUCAGAACAUGAGAAGUCAGGAAGAACUUAAACAAUCUGGUGAUGAGGGAACGCUCUAAUAGAGGUGAUAAACAAAUAGUCAGGUUAAGGUACACAAAAUGAACAUGGAAGAAAUGUAAAAUUAAAUGCUCCAGAGAACCUUUACCACGAGGGAGACUUAGCCACAUAACACGGAGUGUAAAAGUAACACACAAAGAAUAUUC